AUGACAAUAUGUUCGGUGGGAUUUCUCCCGUGAAGAUGAAAUAACAAUGAUCUGAUCGCAGACAAUCGGUUGGUUGGGGAUAGCUGCUCUUUGAUCUUGGAAAGCGCCAUUGCCGGAAGCCUCAGUGGCAGUUUUGGUGGCUGGCUGAUCAUAUCAUCAAAGGACAUUAAUGUGGUGUGCCAGAACGAUGAGUAAAAUGCGCUCCUGAUGCCAGUGAUAGUUGGUGUUAGAUGAGAAUUACCCAUCAAUUUCUGUGAGACAUAGCCGUUGCAUCAAAGUUUAAGUGCGUGAAUAUAGUGACGAGCAGCGAAGAUGAGUUUGAAAACCCGAAGCAUCGUGUUUGUGACAUUUUUCACCAGCUGCCUUAUGGUGGGGUUGCUGGUGGCCGGUCUCACCACCAACCACUGGAUACAGGGCUCGGCAAAGCGCAACAACUUCAGCGAAUCCAUUGGGCAGAUCAACUUUGGUCUGUUUUCCGGCCAUCGGCAACUAAAUGUGGGUUUUGGAUGGCGUGACUACAAGAUCGAUGUUCCCUCUAUGAUUCGCGACGAACCGGAAGUGAUGAGCUACUGGCUUUGGCUCGGUGCCGCACUCGGUACCGGCUUGGGUGUAUUGGGUGGAGUCAUCGGUGCAAUCGGAGCGGUACUCAAGUCAGCUUCGGCAUCCAAGAAAACCGGCACGAUGGUGGUGCUGUUUGUCAGCAAUCUGCUAGCGGGCAUCUCGCAAACGAUCGCUUUCGUCUGCUGGUUGUUGCAGUUCUACAAUUACCUCACGCACAAUGUGCUCCUGAUGGAGGAUCGGAACAACAACUGGUACAGCACUGGGUUGACGAUGCUGGGGCACAGCUUCUAUUUCGUUGCCGGCGGCAUGGCGUUGGUAGUGGUGAAUCUCAUACUGCUCGUAGUGGCCACGCGGCUGGAGCAUAGGGAACGGAACAAAUUCUCCCACCCCGUUACAGAUGAUAAGACGCAGGGCGCUAUUAUGCUGUAUUAGACGCUAAGUAAUUCCUGCUACGCGUAGGUCCACGUUUUCCUUCCAUCCAUCUUUAAUACUCAGUUUUACUCCGAUUUAUUCUACCAUUUACUUAUGAGUUCAAUCUACUUUCUUGGAAGUUGUGAUUCGGCAUCUUUUUUUUAUUGCUUUUGUAGCUUUAGGACAUAAAAGUGGUUUAGAAAUCACGCCAUAAGCUGAACUAAAGACGAAAAUUCGAAGAAUGCGCCACCGGCAUUGGCAGAGGUGGAUGCUCACUGCAGGUGCAUUUGAUUUUAACCAUUUUAACCAUAUUUUACACUACGAACCCUAUGCUAGGGUAUUGAAGGAAUUACCAUACUAAGUUAAAUGAAUAUACUUUCUUACUGUUGAGUGUAAGUGCGCCUGUAUGAAACAGCGGGAAAAUAAAUGAAUU
Molecule: messenger RNA, 1405 nt
Organism: Anopheles aquasalis
Lineage: Eukaryota; Metazoa; Arthropoda; Insecta; Diptera; Culicidae
Source: RefSeq, a predicted model, not a curated record